Messenger RNA from Polistes canadensis, 1803 nucleotides. RefSeq lists its product as uncharacterized. Lineage: Eukaryota; Metazoa; Arthropoda; Insecta; Hymenoptera; Vespidae. The record is from RefSeq and is a predicted model, not a curated record. The coding region runs from base 419 to 1417 and encodes 332 amino acids. The transcript is spliced from 5 exons.
AAGAUUAAAGAGAACAAUGUGAACAAUCGUUUUAUAUUAUUUUUCCCAUAUCGAUAAUAACGUUCUUACUUUUAUUAAGUUAAAAGUGCAACAAAAAUAUCACCUGAUCGCGCGUUUUUCUGUUUAUAAGAUAAAUAUAUAUAUAUAUAAAGAAAUAUAUAUGUAAUCGAAUAUUAACGAGAAACAUUUCGAUCUAUUUUAUUUUGAAUCUAUCUUAAUAAGAUAGAUAUCUUACUAUCUGAUCGAUAGUAGAUCGAUCGAUCGAUCAUCGAUCGGUAGAGAAAAAAAAGAUCAAAGGUGAUAUAAACGCGAUUGACGAGUGCUCGAGAAUGAGGACGAUUUCGUAUCUUCGUCUUCGUAACACUAACGACGAUUUUGGUGAAUAAGUUAUCGCGAUUUUUGUACUCUGACAUAAAUCAUGUGGAAACUUUGGAUCGUUCUGCUCUGUGCGACAGGGAUAUCCUCGACCUUGGUAGAUCCUCACAGUUUCGGUAUAACCAUUCCACCAAAAAGUCAAGAUAAACCAAAUCGACAACAUGAACGGAUCAAACGAUUCGCCUGCCCAAUAGGAUUUUUUCGAUUGAAAAGAUUUUGCUAUUACUUGAGCGCGGGUACAGCACCCUGGAGAGAAGCGUACUUUCAUUGCAAGGACAGAAAUGCAACUUUAGCGGUACUAGACAGAAAUGGAAAGGAUAGAAUGUUAAGGAAAUACCUGAUGGGUGAUCAAUUUACAAAAUUGGAACGAUGGAUAGGUGGAAUUUAUAACUGGCAACAGAUGGCUUGGGAGUGGGGUGUUACCGGCGAGAAAAUGGUUUUUCAGAGCUUUGGUAAAAUAAAUCCCGGCAAGUCUGAACAAUACGCCUGGCAUUGCAUUGUAUUGGAUCCCUCUUUGAAAUAUAAAUGGAACGCCAAAAGUUGUGUGCAACGGAAGCAUUAUAUUUGUGAAGUACCAGCCGGGAGAAUAGCCAGAAGACGUAAAAAGACGGCCGAUCCUUUCGCACCGCAAAACCAAAGAGUAAAGCCUCGUAAACAAGGAAAAAAAUAUCCCGGCGAGUUUCAGAGGCAAAAUAAUAAACGAAAAAAAGGACGGGCUGAUUGGAACAGAGAUUGGACCGAACAAAACGUGAAUCAACAAUGGGCGCAUGGUGUGAAUCCUGGCUCGAGGCCACCUAUCAAGCAGAGAAGUAUGAAAGAAAAAAUGCGACAUCAUUCUAACAGGACGAUUUCGAGUGCGACGGCACCGAAUGUCGCACAAAUUUUAUCUCAAAAGCAAGAAUACGGUGCUUUUUUGGGAGAUGGACCGAGCAACGCUGGGCAUAAUCAGCCCCAAACAUUAUCGAAUGUAAACGACGUAUUAUCUCAAUUCCAAGCGAAAAUCAAUGAUUUCGCACGAGAGGAGGUUUUGCUUAAACUUUGAAAAAUGUAAUCCUAUUUACACCACCGAGUCAUCAGCUUCUCCUAAUGCCAUUUUUUUCUUCUUUUCUCUCUUCCUCUCUCUCUUUCUCUCCCUCUCUUUCUCUGUUUCUCUUCUAUCUUUUUAGUAACAAAUUUUGCCCCCUUUUUUCUUUUUUUUAGAUUAGGAAAAAGAAAUUUGAGAAAUCUCUCGAGGCUACAGACUGAGAUAAUUUAUUUAAUUGAAAAUGAAAAGCCGAUUCCUUCAUAGUUCCUUUUCUCUCCUUCUCUUUCUCUAUCUUUCUGAAUUUUAUUAAUAGUUAAAUCGAACGUUGCGAUAAACGAUUUAAUUGUAGACAACGAUAUAAGAAAAAGAAAAAUUACAUAUAAAUAUACAUAUAUACAAUUACA